AUGGACUCCAAAGGCAGUGAAACAAGCCAAUUUUCAACUCCUAUGCUUUCCACAGUCAAUGAUGGCAUUGACAUCCUGGGAAAUGAGCAAAGUGAAGCUUCUCCAACACCACCAAUUCUUGUCCUCACCACCCUUUCUGCUGUUUUGGGUUCUUACGUUUUUGGGUUUGCUAUCGGAUAUUCAUCCUCUACUCAAUCUGGCAUCAUGCAUGAUCUACACCUGACUCUCGCCCAGUACUCAACUUUUGGUUCAAUAUUGACCAUUGGAGCGACAGUUGGUGCCAUUGUAAGUGGUAGAAUAGCAGAUUAUGCGGGUCGACGAGUUGCCAUGAGUUUCUCGGAGGUUUUAUGCAUCUUGGGAUCAGUUACCAUAGCAUUCUCAAAGGUUGCUUGGUGGCUUUAUGUUGGAAGAAUGUUGAUAGGAUGUGGGAUUGGCAUAAUAUCUUAUGUGGUUCCAGUCUACGUAGCAGAAAUAACACCCAAGAAUAUUAGAGGAUCAUUUACUGGAGGUCAUCAGCUAAUGGCUUGUUGUGGCCUGUCAUUAACUUAUCUUAUUGGUGCAUUUUUUAAUUGGCGGAUUUUGGCAGUGAUUGGAACUGUUCCGUGUGUUGUGCAGCUUCUGACUCUUCCCUUCAUCCCUGAUUCUCCAAGGUGGCUGGCUAAGGUUGGUAGGUUGAAAGAGAGUGAUUCUGCUUUACAGCGCCUAAGGGGAAAGCAUGCGGAUGUUUAUCAAGAGGCCACUGAAAUCAGAGAUUACACAGAAACCCUUCGGCCACACACAGAAGCUAGCAUUAUUGGCUUAUUUCAGUUGCAGUAUUUAAAGACGCUUACUGUAAGUGUAGGCUUGAUGGUACUGCAACAGUUUGGAGGGAUUAGUGGCUUUCUUUUUUAUACAAAUUCCAUAUUUAUCUCUGCUGGGUUUCCAGAUAGUAUUGGAACAAUAGCAAUGGUUGCUGUUAAGAUCCCAUUGACAACUUUAGGAUUACUUUUGAUGGAUAAAUGUGGAAGACGACCACUUUUACUGGCAUCUGCUAUAGGAACAUGCUUAGGAAGCUUCCUGACAGCCUUAUCAUUCUUCUUGAAGGCUUGCCUGAUACAGGAUUCACAGGAAUGGAAGGGAAUAAGUCCCAUUAUGGCGCUUGUUGGUGUCCUGAUAUUUCCCAUUAAUGUGAAGGCCUCUGCUGGAAGCCUAGUAACCUUGGUUCACUGGUCCUGUUCCUGGAUUGUUUCAUAUGGUUUUAACUUUCUCACAAGUUGGAGUUCAGCAGGAACUUUCUUCAUAUUCUUUGGCAUAUGUGGCCUCACUGUUAUCUUCGUAGCAAAACUAGUACCAGAGACCAAGGGCCGUACACUUGAGGAAAUUCAAGCUUCUUUGAACUCCUCCUAA
Molecule: messenger RNA, 1386 nt
Organism: Sphenostylis stenocarpa
Lineage: Eukaryota; Viridiplantae; Streptophyta; Magnoliopsida; Fabales; Fabaceae
Source: the annotation of a GenBank genome assembly